UGCCGACAGCAACCCUCCACUCGCCAGUUCUCGUUUCGCCUCUCAGAAACCACCAGGUUUACCUUCUUCGCUAAGAAACACUCCAACACUUAAAAUCAUACCUUCGACGCGGGCAGGUUACAGAACAGCAAGAUGCGUCUUUACGUGCUAACUGCUCUCGUGGGUUUCUUGUUCACUGCCGGAAGUACUCUGGGCAGCCCGAUGACCUUCUUGCGUGAACAUACUCCGGAGGAUCCUGUGGAACAGGCUGUUAUUGAGGAAAAUGAAAUUGACCAGGACAUUGCACUAGUACCACCUGUGAUUGUCACGCAGAGUCGUAGCAACGGCAAAUCCAAAAGUAGAUUUCAGGGUGGAAAUAGGGAAUGGGUCCAGAUGCCAAAAAGUCCACCGGGCGCUUUGAACAUUCCUGCUAGGGCCAGAGUCGAAUUGGAAUGCGAGGCAAUUGGCAGCCCUGCUCCGCAAAUUUAUUGGCUUCACGGUGGCGAACCAUUGAGGCAGCUGGAGGAGCUCGUGGGAAAUAGCGUAGCCGAUAUGGAAGGAUCUUCGAAUACUUGGGGUGGAGUUGCCAGGACCAGAUCAAAGCUUGUCAUCGAAUGUGCAUCCCCAAGGGAUCGUGGUCUUAUCCAUUGCGCUGCCAUGUCCGGAAGUCGUACUGCCUUAUCAAAUCCUACCAUGCUUUUAGUUAAUGAACUCGAAAAGGGCAACGGCAGCAGUUGCGGCGCAGAAAGUCGACCCAGGAUAACCUUGCAUUCCCCGAUCAUGAUGGCCCCCAUAGGGUCCACCGUUGUUCUCCCAUGUCGUGCAAGUGGCAGACCUCGACCUCGCACGUUCUGGUUGGACAAUAACGAGAGGGCCAUAGUAUCAUCGACCAAUCCGCGCUACAAAGUCCUGGGAAGCGGCGAGCUGGUCAUCUAUCCUCUUGAAUGGAACGACAUGGGUGGCUUCACUUGUGUAGCAAGAACCGAUAGAGAAGAGGACGCCUCCACCACCUUCCUCUACCCGAUCUUGAACGACGACAACCAGAGCUAGGGGACGUGGUAGAGAUGCGAUGGAAACCGAAAGCUAAGAUAUUUGGGCCUCUGCAGUACUUUGUUUAGUUUUUUUUUUAAUUAAUUAAUAAUUUGAAAUAGCUAGGUCGUAAUUAGUUGACUGUGCAGUGGACCGAUUCCGCAAGUGCACUGCUGUAAAAGAGAAAUUAAUGCUCGAGCUGCAUUCGUCGUGGAAAUCAACGCUACGAAUCGUCUAGUCACUAAGUAUUAGGAAACUUUAUUUGUUAAGAUCGUACAGCCUCGUUAACUUAAUUAUCAUUUAGGGGGAGAGAAAGAACGUUACGCUCUGCUUGAUACAUUUAUAGAUAUAUGUAUAUACCAACGAAGCUUGUUUUACGGUAUACGUAUAGAUAUAUAUGGAUGAUAUAUUUAUUUUACUUAUAAACAUAUUACACGUAUAUAUAAAGAUAUGUAUACACGGUGCUUCUUCGCUUCGUUGUUCCUCAAAGUGCAAUGCGCACCUCGUGGACCUGCUAAGGUCGCCGAUUAUAUUUCUCUUCACCGAUUUCCCAUCGCUAAGAAAACCCGUGUACUUACCAGCGAAUAAAUGCAUUUUCUCAUACUCGUA
Molecule: messenger RNA, 1617 nt
Organism: Cephus cinctus (wheat stem sawfly)
Lineage: Eukaryota; Metazoa; Arthropoda; Insecta; Hymenoptera; Cephidae
Gene: ImpL2
Product: neural/ectodermal development factor IMP-L2
Exons: 7
Coding region: 133-1029 (298 amino acids)
Cellular component (GO): neuron projection
Source: RefSeq, a predicted model, not a curated record